GGUCAGAGGCAGGGUUGCCGCAGGGAGGGAUCCCAAUUCCCAAACCAUCCUGCGGCGGCUACUCUCGGGGAGUCCAUCCUCUGCUUCUCUGCUGUUUCCUGUGACAAGUGAACUCGCCGGCGGCCAGGUGAGUCCGACGCCCGACGACUGUUCGGCGAAAUGCCUCCAGGGGAACAGAACGUGAGUGCGCCGCCGGUGAGAGCGGGUGACCGCAUCGGCGCCCUCCCCGACGAUAUCCUCCACCACCUCCUCUCCUUCCUCCCGGUGCAGUCGGCCGUGCGGACGUGUGUGCUUGCUCGGCGCUGGCGCCACCUCUGGAAGUUCACCACAGGCCUGCGCAUCGUCGGCGUUCUGAGACAGGGGCCUGUCCAGGAACUGCGGAAGUUCCUGGACCAUCUGCUCAUCCUGCGUGAGCGCAGGGUCCUAGACACCGUUGAGAUCAAAUUCAGCAAAUUCUUGAAAGAUGACGUGCCCUAUGUGAACCUAUGGACUCGAUGUUCUGUGCAAUGGGGAGUUCGUGCGCUCACCCUUCAUAUCAAUCACUACGAACAUCUCUACCUAGACGGCCUGCCUCUUGUCUCUAAGCAUCUGAACAUAUUAGACCUUUAUGGUGUAGGCCUACAAAAGAAGUCCCUUGACUUCUCUUGCUGCCCGGCAUUGAAGGAUCUGAAAAUGAAAUUUUGUGAGAUCCAUGUUCAUAAGAUAUCGUCCUGUUCCCUGAAGCGCUUGAGCAUCAUUUAUUGCCAGUCCAAACUGAAUUGCCAGGUCCGUGUAUGUACUCCAUGCCUCAUCUCGCUGGAACUAGAUAAAUUUUCAGGUAGAACCCCUUUUCUUGAGAACAUGGUGUUGCUAGAGAACGCACGUGUGGAUCUUGGCAAUUCCUGUGAAAAUUUCUGUUUGAAUUAUGACGAAUUUGGCUAUUUCUGUGGAGAUAAUGAUAAUGGAUGUGAGAAUUGUGUUGCUAAUAAUGAUGGCAGCAACGAAUGCGUGCUAUUGGGUGGUAUCUCAAAUGCUACACAUAUGGAGUUGAUAUCUGAAUCUGACAUUUUUAUUUUCACAAGAGAUUUGAAGCGGUGCCCUACAUUCAGCAAGUUAAAGACUCUAUUACUCAACGAAUACUGGUGCAUGGCUCCUGACUUGGAUCCACUAGCUUGCAUUCUGAAGAACUCACCAAUUCUAGAGAAGCUCAGUCUUCAUCUUUUUUCCAGUGUAUGA
Molecule: messenger RNA, 1215 nt
Organism: Lolium rigidum
Lineage: Eukaryota; Viridiplantae; Streptophyta; Magnoliopsida; Poales; Poaceae
Product: F-box/LRR-repeat protein At4g14103-like
Exons: 3
Coding region: 160-1215 (351 amino acids)
Molecular function (GO): protein binding
Source: RefSeq, a predicted model, not a curated record